GGAGCAGGUUUCCUUCGCCGCUUCUUCCUUUUCUUUCCCCCUCCACCGAAGGGGGUUCUGGUCGCCGCUGUGGACAGUAGAGGAAUAUGGCUUCUUUAGAUCUGGAAGAUUUAUGCUUGCACAUCAACAUGAAGAUUUCAACUAUCAAAAAGACUCUCCAGUUAAGAAACAUAGGUCAAGAACCAUCAUUGAAAUCUAUGCUCUGUAAAAUAGGACAUGAGAUGGUUCUCCUAAAUGAUCUCCUGAAUAAAAUGGAAAUGGAAGUUCAGCAGCAAGAAAAACUGAACAAUUUACUCAAGGAGCUCCAGAAGUCUGCUGAGAGAGAUCAAAAUGAAGCACGUCACCUCCUUGAAAAUGUUCCUCCUCAUCUGCCUAAACCAACUCAGAGCUGCAUCACUGGGCUAACGGUGAAAUGUGGAGAACAAACAAAAGUCUCAGAACCUGAACGUGCAAAGAAAUCUGUAAAAGAGCCAAGAUUUAUUAAAGAAGCAGCCUUAAUAACUGCAGAAGAAUUUGAAAAUGUUCCUGCGUACAUGAGAGGUCGUUUAACGUAUGAUCAAAUUAAUGCAGUGGUUCAAGACAUGAACAAGGCCGUGGUUAGCAAGUACAGGAUCCUCCAUCAGCCAUUAAAAUCUAUGAAUGCAGCUGUCAGAAAUCUCUACCACAGAUUCCUGGAAGAAGAAACUAAGGAUACAAAAGGUGAAUUCUUUAUUGUGGAGGCUGAUAUCAAAGAGUUCACUCAGCUGAAGGUGGAUAAGCGCUUUCAUAGCAUCCUCAAUAUCCUGCGUCACUGCCAGAGAGUGAGAGAAGUCCGUGGCUCCCGACUUGUGCGCUAUGUCAUCUGCUAGAGAGUUUCCUGGACUCUGCCUGUGCAAGAUAUGGAGGGCUAAAGCGUUUUGAGAUGCAGACAUGUUAUAUUGUCUGCAGAGAGAUAGUAUGUAUUGGCAUUCCCAUUCAACUCCCCUUUUUCCUAUAAGGUGGUAGUGGAAAGGAAAAAUUCUCUCUUCUAAAUUAGGAUUGGAAAUAUUAAAUGACCUUGAAGUAUUUUAGUUUUGUUCUACAGACUUGAAAAACUACUGUCUUUUGGUAAAUUACAAAUUCAAAACAGAUGCUCAAUUGACACACACCUGUGUUUACAGGUGGUUUUAAUCAUGUUUUCAUGCCAGUACUGCAAGUUCUGUUAAUCUUCUUUUUCUUUUUGUUUGAGAUGGAGAUUAUAUUUAAAACUGUGUCAUUACUCAAAGGAAGCAUUUGUGUGGGUUUUUUUUCUUUUCCUCUAAUGCCUCAAACCAAUUUCCAGAUUUCCUUUUCUUAAUCUUUUUCUUC
Molecule: messenger RNA, 1326 nt
Organism: Rhea pennata
Lineage: Eukaryota; Metazoa; Chordata; Aves; Rheiformes; Rheidae
Gene: SKA1
Product: spindle and kinetochore associated complex subunit 1
Exons: 7
Coding region: 87-848 (253 amino acids)
Biological process (GO): regulation of microtubule polymerization or depolymerization; cell division; chromosome segregation
Cellular component (GO): mitotic spindle; outer kinetochore; spindle microtubule
Molecular function (GO): microtubule binding
Source: RefSeq, a predicted model, not a curated record